CACUGGGCAGAGAGAUCGACAACUGUUUGCGCAGCCACCCCAAUUAUAGCUGCCUGGACGGCAGGUGUGGACAUGGCCAGGCCCGAAAGAGCGAGAAGGAUCUCAUACCGCUCAAAUAUGGGAAAAUGGUAUAAUAGCGGCCUCUCAAUACUCGAGUGUUAUUGGAUCAUCAUCAUAUGUUUCUGGUCUCUACUCUAUAGGAAAGCUUUGGAUGGAUUCUUUCUCCGGAACUCGAAUUCCGCUUACUAUUGCUACCCCAUAAAACCAUCAAAUGCCUCGUCUUACCAAACGGCUCCGCUGUGCCAAGUCGAAAUUGGCGUGAGACUAAAUGAAAUACCGGCGUCGUCAUCACUAGUGUACACUCAGCAAGAAAGUUUAAAAAAAAAAACACCGCUGAGCCAUGUGCUAGACACCGGCUUUUAAUCGAAUGAAAUCCAGAGCUCAUCGCGCUAUCUCUAUCCAUGUAGAUCUUAAUAUCGUCGACACAGGGCUGGUUUCUAUAAUGCUUAUUGAGUACCUUGUUGCUCGAUCAGGAGUUG
Messenger RNA from Aspergillus ruber CBS 135680, 539 nucleotides. RefSeq lists its product as uncharacterized. Lineage: Eukaryota; Fungi; Ascomycota; Eurotiomycetes; Eurotiales; Aspergillaceae. The record is from RefSeq and is a predicted model, not a curated record. The transcript has 2 exons. Bases 73 to 423 code for a protein of 116 amino acids.